Homo sapiens (human) is the source of this 2244-nucleotide messenger RNA. RefSeq names its product olfactory receptor family 52 subfamily E member 5 (gene OR52E5). Gene Ontology annotation, molecular function: G protein-coupled receptor activity; olfactory receptor activity. NCBI's taxonomy places the organism in Eukaryota, Metazoa, Chordata, Mammalia, Primates, Hominidae. Gene Ontology annotation, biological process: nervous system process; G protein-coupled receptor signaling pathway; detection of chemical stimulus involved in sensory perception of smell. Bases 291 to 1274 code for a protein of 327 amino acids. The record is from RefSeq and is marked validated. Gene Ontology annotation, cellular component: plasma membrane; membrane. The transcript is spliced from 3 exons.
CAUACAGGUUGCAGUCUGGGGUAUCCGGUCCUUCACAGACAAUUUCUCAGAUGCGGGGCAGAGCAGGAUGAUCAUCUUAUUGGCAUUUAUGGUUGACCCCUGCGGAAGCAUUACAUUGGAGGAAACACAAUAACUGAAAAACCAAGUCUCUUAUGCUAUAUUAUGGAGUUAAAGAAUGGAUUUUCUGUUUCCCCAAGAAAUAGACACCAUGCUGUGAAAGAAGUUAUGGUUUCUCACUGGAAGCAAGAAAACUCAUGCAAGAAAUGUGUCUGUAGGGAAUGGCCACCAAUAUGCUUCAUACCAACAAUACACAGUUUCACCCUUCCACCUUCCUCGUAGUGGGGGUCCCAGGGCUGGAAGAUGUGCAUGUAUGGAUUGGCUUCCCCUUCUUUGCAGUGUAUCUAACAGCCCUUCUAGGGAACAUCAUUAUCCUGUUUGUGAUACAGACUGAACAGAGCCUCCACCAACCCAUGUUUUACUUCCUAGCCAUGUUGGCCGGCACUGAUCUGGGCUUGUCUACAGCAACCAUCCCCAAGAUGCUGGGAAUUUUCUGGUUUAAUCUUGGAGAGAUUGCAUUUGGUGCCUGCAUCACACAGAUGUAUACCAUUCAUAUAUGCACUGGCCUGGAGUCUGUGGUACUGACAGUCACGGGCAUAGAUCGCUAUAUUGCCAUCUGCAACCCCCUGAGAUAUAGCAUGAUCCUUACCAACAAGGUAAUAGCCAUUCUGGGCAUAGUCAUCAUUGUCAGGACUUUGGUAUUUGUGACUCCAUUCACAUUUCUCAUCCUGAGAUUGCCUUUCUGUGGUGUCCGGAUUAUCCCUCAUACCUAUUGUGAACACAUGGGCUUGGCAAAGUUAGCUUGUGCCAGUAUUAAUGUUAUAUAUGGAUUGAUUGCCUUCUCAGUGGGAUACAUUGACAUUUCUGUGAUUGGAUUUUCCUAUGUCCAGAUCCUCCGAGCUGUCUUCCAUCUCCCAGCCUGGGAUGCCCGGCCUAAGGCACUCAGCACAUGUGGCUCUCACGUCUGUGUUAUGUUGGCUUUCUACCUGCCAGCCCUCUUUUCCUUCAUGACACACCGCUUUGGCCACAACAUCCCUCAUUACAUCCACAUUCUUCUGGCCAAUCUGUAUGUGGUUUUUCCCCCUGCUCUUAACUCUGUUAUCUAUGGGGUCAAAACAAAACAGAUACGAGAGCAGGUACUUAGGAUACUCAACCCUAAAAGCUUUUGGCAUUUUGACCCCAAGAGGAUCUUCCACAACAAUUCAGUUAGACAAUAAUGAGAUCAUAACAAAAUAAACACUGGAAACAUUUUUUUUACUACUUCUCUUGCAUUCCCACAUGAGCCAAUAGCAUUAUAUCCCCUACAACGUCUCAUGAUUUCAGUACGGUCUGUUGGAAGUUAUAGCUCAAAGAUUCCAAAACAAUCUCUCUGUUUCACCCAUUAAAAGUGCAAAAAGUACUCACACUUAAGCCCCAUGAUACUACAAAAUGCCUAAAGAGAAACAAAGGCUUUGUAAAAGUUAUUGCCCAGUAAUUGUCUUGAAUAGCCUUUCCACAUGAAGAUUCUCUGUAUUUACAUAUCCAAAGCUGAAGUUCAUGACGAUUAAAAUGAUGUGGUAUUUCAUCAAAACCAGGCAGGAUACAGUGGCAAGAGAAAUUAACUAGGAGUCAUAAGAUCUAGAUUUAAAUACAGGUUAUGGCCUUACCUAAAAUUUUGACCUGAGCAUUUCACUUAGACUCUUUGAGUUCACAAUAACAAAUUCAUACUGAUUUAUAGCAUUUUAUGAGCAGGGAUAUUGAAGCUUAAAGUGAAUGUUGUGAAAAUCUGUGCAGCUUGUAAAACAUUAAAAGAUUUGGAAACAAAAUGAGUGCUUACUAAACAUAAUUAUAGUGUAAUUGUUAUUUCUAAUGUAUGUAGAUUUCAUUUACUAAUCCACUCUAGUAUACAAUCCCUGGUUUGAGGUCAGCUCUCCAGAUCCAGAUUAUCCCAACGCAUGGGCCUCUUCAUGGACCUCUCAGCUCUUACCUUCGUGAAAGAGACUUUCAGUCAGGAGACUAUAAAGCUUGAAGAGUUAACAGGUUUCUGUCUUGGGCUUAAGGACUCAGGGAAAUCCCAUCCUCCACAGUCUUUGCUAGAGUGGGUUUUAGGGCAGACUGUAAUAGUGUGGCUGCUGAAAUAAUAUAAAGUCAUUCUUAAUAAGGUAUAGAAGAUAAAUAGGACAAUUUAUUUCUUUGGGUAUUCUAGGA